Molecule: messenger RNA, 300 nt
Organism: Paramecium sonneborni
Lineage: Eukaryota; Ciliophora; Oligohymenophorea; Peniculida; Parameciidae
Source: the annotation of a GenBank genome assembly
AUGCAAUUGAAGAUAAAUGCUUCAAAUGUGAUUCAAAUUGUAUUAAUUUUAAUUUAAAAUCAAAUUUAUGUACAUCAUGUAUAAGAGAAAAUUGUGAUUUUUGCAAAUCUACUCCUGGUCUUUAUGCUGAUUUAAAAAUUAAAAAACGCGAUUCUAUUUGUGUUGAUGGAAUAUAAACUGAAUUAUAUGAAUAAUGUGAUGAUCGUAGCUAAUAGUGUGAUUCAUAAUGUAAUUUAGAAUAUUCUAGAUGAUGAACUUAAUCAAUUUAAACAUUAUCAAUUUUAAGGAAACAAUACUUGA